Messenger RNA from Syngnathus typhle (broad-nosed pipefish), 3610 nucleotides. It is a transcript of the gene egln2, whose product is annotated as egl-9 family hypoxia-inducible factor 2. Gene Ontology annotation, molecular function: L-ascorbic acid binding; peptidyl-proline 4-dioxygenase activity; ferrous iron binding. Gene Ontology annotation, biological process: cellular response to hypoxia; peptidyl-proline hydroxylation to 4-hydroxy-L-proline. Lineage: Eukaryota; Metazoa; Chordata; Actinopteri; Syngnathiformes; Syngnathidae. The record is from RefSeq and is a predicted model, not a curated record. The transcript has 6 exons. Gene Ontology annotation, cellular component: cytoplasm; nucleus. Bases 633 to 2117 code for a protein of 494 amino acids.
GUUGGGGGAGGGAAGAUGAGAAGACUACCUCGGGUCCACUCACGGGGGAAACGCGUACAGUCGAUCCAUCUCGGCCGGGUAUCUCGCAUCUCUCUCCCUGCCUACCUUGGUCGAGUGGACUCGUUUCAUUUCAUCACUUGGCUCGCACGAUUUGAACGUACGUAUGCGCGUGCGUGCGGAGGAAGGAAGGAAGGAAGGAACGAGGGAAGGAAGGAAGGAAGGACGCUGAGCGCCGCUGAGCUGACUGGACUCGACGAUUCCGGAAAUAACAUGCGUACACGCAGCCCGUCACGUACGCUCAUCACUCCAUUUGCAUUGCUGUGGGUUGAAGUAAGUGCUGGCACAUCCGGAUUAUCGGACACGUUUGCAUUUUAAACUCGCUAAUCUCCUUGUAGUAUUGGACUGAAGCUAUUCAGAUACACAAGACAGCCUCCAAAUGUUUCCCAGAAUAAUGCAGCGUCGUUCUCCUGUUCAGAGAAACAGAUGAUGCUUGUCGCCAAAGCAGGAAAAACAAGACUCGGACAGGAAAGUGGUUGCGUCGGAGCUCCUCUCUGGCACACGACCCAGCGGCUCAGCUGAAAGAUGAAGGGCGGACGUGGGCUACGUGCACAUUCAGCGCAUCAAGACAUGAAAUGGAGACUUUGGGAGGCGCGGAUGUCUUAAAGCCAGCCUCUUGCAAAUCGCUCACCGUUUCAGCCGAAAGGAGGACCGGCGUCCAGGAGCUCGCUCUUACGCGAGCGGAAAUUGUGCACGCACGCCCGAGCGACAUGGGGAUCAACGACCUGCGAGGGGGUCCGACCGCCGACGAGUUUCUGGCGGGUCUAGCCUCCCAAAGCGACCCGCGUGGACUCACGACCCCGAGCAAACAAUGCAGGACCGGCGUGCCGCUCUACAACGGCCACGCUCUAUCCGUGGAAGGAAGCCCCGAGGGCGCUUUGGCCCACACGCCGAACCCGGCACGGAUGAAGGGGCCCCUCUCCAGCCGAGCAUGUCUGUUAGAGAAUGCGGACCCUGCUCUGAAAAGGAGGAUCAAUAAUGACCACCUAAGAGCUCGACAGCAACAGCAAAAGAAAAGAGGCGGGGAGAACCGGGAUUCGGGUUCCGAGACCCUCUCGGCGGGGCAGGGGGAUCCCGUGGACGCCGUUUUUACCUCAGUUGAGUCUGACUUGAAGCGAAGGCGAUUGGCUGACGCAAGUAUUGCUCACAACUUUUCCGGUGGCAGACUGACGUCUGAUGGCGGGAAGGGUUGCUACGGCGACCAGCUGGCUAGCAGCCAGUGUGCGGCCCCCCCACCUCAAAUUAGCCAGCACAACAUAUACCGGCCGGCCACCCUCCACUGCGGUCAGACCUCCCCCGUGGAGACCGGCGGAAUCCCAACACCUCCGCCGCCAGACGUGUCCGUCUUGUCGGCGGAGCGUGUCGCUCUUCAGUACAUCGUUCCCUGCAUGAAGUACUACGGCAUUUGCGUUAAGGACAAUUUUCUCGGGCCGGUCUUGGGCAACCGAGUGUUGGAAGAGGUCGAAGUCUUAAAUCAGGAGGGCAAAUUCCGAGGCGGGCAGCUGGUGAGCCAGAGGGGCAUUCCCUCUCGAAGCAUCCGAGGUGACCAGAUCGCCUGGGUGGAAGGACACGAAGCCGAGUGUAAGCACAUCGGAAGUCUGAUGUCGUUCAUCGACGAGGCCAUCAUGUAUAGCGCGGCCAACGGACAGCUGGGCGACUGUGUCAUCAACGGACGCACAAAGGCCAUGGUUGCCUGCUAUCCGGGUAAAGGUGCGGGAUAUGUCCGUCACGUGGAUAACCCCAACGGCGACGGCCGCUGCAUCACGUGUAUCUACUAUCUCAACAAGAACUGGGAUGUGAAGACACAAGGAGGGCUGCUGCAGAUCUUCCCCGAAGGCAAAAAAGUGGUGGCAAACAUCGAACCCUCCUUCGACCGCCUGCUCAUCUUCUGGUCCGAUCGCCGCAACCCGCACGAAGUCAAACCCGCCUACGCCACUCGCUACGCCAUCACAGUUUGGUACUUUGAUGCAAAGGAGCGAGCAGAAGCCAAAGAGAAAUACAAGCUAGCAACGGGACAGAAAGGUGUUCAAGUGCCUGUCAGUCAGAACAGCAAGACAUGAAUCCCCCCCCUUACCGCUAAUCACCGGAGAGGGAGCAUGAAAGCACCGUCUGGGUUCUUAAUGGAGACUAUAAAAGGAGUUGAGGGAGUUAAACCGGCUCGUGCAGAACCAACCGUGCUGCUCUUAUAAAGGUCAGCCCGUGCUCCCCCCCUGUGGAAAAUGAAACCUUCCUGUUCUUUGGACAUCUCACGGAAUCCUCAAAGAGGACGAUUAACUGGAAGAAACGGAUCUUUUUUUUUUUUUGUCAGUAAUUGGAGGAAUCGCUUUCCCCGCCCAAUUCAAACUAGAACAUUCUGACGCUAAUCAAAGAGACACAAGGAGCGUCCCACUCAUCAACGGAACCUGCGGUGACUCCUGGCUUGCAUGUGAAAUGGCCACUACGGAGAACUUUGACGACUUGACAGCGAGGAGAAGAUGGUCCUUGUCGACACAGUACUCACCAUCCGCACAAAAUGGAAAAGUCAUCGGACUCCAAGGCGGCCUUUGGUUUUCUCUCGAUUCCGUUCGAUGGCAGUCUUACAGAGUUCCAACAUGAGGAAAAGGUUUCACUCAACAUUCAGAAGUGACGCCGCUUCAUAGUCUCAAACAGGGUUUCAUCUUAAUGUGUGUAUGUGUGUGUGUGUGUGUGUGUGCACGCGUGGGUGUGUGCGUACGUGCGAGUCCACGUACGUGCUGGCUCUAACGCAACAGGAAAAGAACAAAAUGUAGAUGUGUAUCAGAUCCUGAAAGAUAAUACAACUAUAGUUAGAAUUAAAAAAAAAAAAUCGAUAUAUUUCUUGAGGUUCCAUUAUAGUGUUUACAUUUUGACAAAAAAAAUAGUUCCUAGUCCAGCAAUAGUCUUCUUACAUAAUACUCAUUAAAAGCUUAUUUCAGAAACCAAAUAAUCCCCAAUAAAAAGUUUUCAAGAGUAUAUAUCAACGUAACGUAGAACUGCACUGCAUUGUGAAAAUCAUUUGAAAAUGCGUGCCAUUCACAAUCAAUAACCAAAUAAGGUCACCCAGAUGAGCAACAACGAGCAUGUAUUCCUGAUGAUGACUUUGCUUUGAUUACUUAUAUUGGAUCGCAGUACAAUGUGCAUGUGCUGGUGAGUUGAUAUGCUAAUUAGGAUUAGCAUGACCCUUAUUUUCUUAGAUAAUAACAAUAGUAAGCACGGGGAUGAGCACACAGGCAAAACGUGUGUGUGUGAGUGUGUGUGUGUUGUGUGACUUUUUCAAUGGGUAUUUGCACACGUGAUAGAUCUACUGUCUUGACGAAGGUCACAAUUGUUUGUUAUUCUGGUUAAAAAGGUUACUUUACAACCACAAAGCACUUUAUUGAGUCAAUUGAAAGAGUGUAAAGAAAAAAAAAAGACUCAACUCUUAACUAGCUGUUGUAGUUGAUAAAAAUGCAAUAACGCCUGUUUUUUGUUUUUAAUGCUUGACAACAAUCAAAAAAAAUAUGAAGUUCUGUGAAAAUGAGAAAUACAAAUUAAAUGCAUACUAAUAAUGCCUCCA